Lecanosticta acicola is the source of this 1690-nucleotide messenger RNA. The record is from the annotation of a GenBank genome assembly. Lineage: Eukaryota; Fungi; Ascomycota; Dothideomycetes; Mycosphaerellales; Mycosphaerellaceae.
AUGGCGACGCUCGCCCACGAACAAGCUCCGCCCGUGCAAAAUGGCUCUGCGCACCCCUUCACCUGCAACACCUGCCAGGUCGCCUUCCGCUCCAGCGACCUUCAGCGGACGCACAUGCAAUCAGAUUGGUAAGGGAGUAGCCGCCUCUGCGCUCGAACAUCUAGGCUGACCAUUCUGUGCUCUGUGUCAUAGGCACCGCUACAACCUCAAGCGUCGCGUUGCGUCUCUUCCGCCACUCACCUCCGAAGUUUUCGCCGAGAAGGUCCUAGCAAAUAAGGCCACUGCAGCUGCCACCGCCGCAAGAGCUAGCUUUGAGAGGAGAUGCGAGCCAUGUGACAAGACCUUCUACAGUGAAGGUGCCUUCUUGAAUCACCGCAACAGCCAAAAGCACCGAAUGCUUGCAGCUCGAUUGGCUGCCGGCGGGAAGGGCGACGCAGAGACCGACAGUAUGGCAGAUUCUACUUUCACCCUAGGCGAUACGCUGGAGAACGCAAGUACCUCCAGCACGGUUAAUGGCGACGGCGAUUCCGCUGCGCAAGUCGAGCAGGAGGGAGAGGAUGAGGUGGACAAAGUGGUUAAUCGCAUGCAGACUACUGGACUUGGCGAGACGGCACACACAAAUGGCCCACAAGAAUCGGAAGAGGAUGACGAGUACGAGCACAAGGCGGACCUAAAGCAGUGUCUGUUCUGCAACUACAUUUCGCCAACCGUGGACCUCAAUGUGAACCACAUGUCGCGGCAGCACAGCUUCUUUAUUCCUGAGAAGGACUUCUUGGUUGAUUUGGCCGGGUUGAUCAACCAUCUGAGCGAGACUGUCACCGUGCUGCACCAAUGCCUGUAUUGCCACAAGCAAAUCCACUCAACACCCGGUACGCAAACGCACAUGCGCGACAGAGGGCACUGCAUGAUCGCAUACAGCACAGAGGAUGAGCAGAUGGAUAUUGGGGAGUUCUACGACUUCCGGUCCACGUAUUCAGACGAAGAAACCGAGGGCGAGGAGGAGGAGACGGGGGGAGGAGUCAGCCUGGGGGCCAAGAGAGCGGCGAAGACGACUGUGGAGAAUGAGGCCGGCGAAGACGUUGAUAUGGGUGGUGAUGACGACGAUGGUUGGGAGAGUGACAGCACGGUGUCUUCUGUGCCGACUGACGAAAUCACCGCCGUCCCAAUCGAGCACCAGGAGCACAAGUACGAGAAGCUCGGACUCAAUCGGCAUCACUCUCACACGGACCGGCGGCCGCACAAGAACAGCGAUGGUUUCCAUUCGCACGCCCAUCACGGAGCCAAUGCAGUAUAUCACGAUGACUACGAAUUGCACCUUCCGUCCGGGCGCACUGCAGGGCACCGCAGCCUGAACAAGUAUUUCCGGCAAAAUCUCCGCGACUACCCCAGUACCGAAGAGCGUGCUGAGCAGCGCAUGAUUGAAGACGAGCGGCACGAGUCGGACGCCGAUGAUGAAGACACGGGAGACGCCGACUCGGCAGAGCAGAAUGGUCCACGUGGCCGACAGGUCGUGAGUCGUGCCAACGGAGGUCUCGGCAUGAUGGGAGUCAGCGAGUCGAAGAAGCGAGAGGUGCGGGCCUUGGAGAAGCGCGACCUGAAGCGGCAACAGCGUGCACAGAACCGAUACCAAGCGGGCAACGAGCGGCGUGCCAAUUUCCAGAAGCACUUCCGCGAUCCAUUGCUGCAGUAG